AUGCCUUCACCACCAUCUUUCCACAGGCAGCAGCAUCACAUCCUGGCUAGUUUUACCUUUGUGAUUCAGAGCAUUAUGGGCUGUCCACUUCACUUUAUAGAAGCCUUGGAAUCUGCUCUCCUAGAUCCAUAUUGCUUCUACUCAUUUUCAGGGAUUUCAGGGACAUUUGCCUUUUCUUUUUUGUAUGCAAAAUUCCCAUCCAUGUGUGGACCCACUUGGUGUACUUGAAGGGUACACCUGACACUUCAAGCACUUGACCUGUGCCUGAGCUGGACCCUGCACUGUACAUCUCCAACUAUGUUUGUCAAGCUUUCUGCAAGACUCAUCCAGAAUGGACACAUAAACAUAAGUUUCAGCAGAGGGGAGAAGGUCCUGGUUGCAUUCUGA
Messenger RNA from Otolemur garnettii (small-eared galago), 387 nucleotides. It is a transcript of the gene TMEM212, whose product is annotated as transmembrane protein 212. Lineage: Eukaryota; Metazoa; Chordata; Mammalia; Primates; Galagidae. The record is from RefSeq and is a predicted model, not a curated record.